AAUUAAAUGCAUCCUAUCCAAUAUGUGGGUGAAGGCAAACAAACAAGUUUAGAAACCGAUGGUAGCUUGAUCACAUGGUUAAGAUAUGGGUCUUAUAGGAGAGAGAUAAUGGUAAGAGAACCAUACCUGGCAUUUGCAGUGAUGUUCCUCUUGCUGAAGCUGGCAAUGAUCAUCGUCCCGAGAGUGAUAUCGCGCAUGAAAGCGAUCUGGGCGUCUCAAAUUCCGCAAAUUCUGAAAUUGGGAAUUAUUGGUGAGACAAGUCGACUGUUUGGACGAGCCCUUCAUAUGAUCGACUUGAGGAUGAAGCUGAGACUCACCAAAACCAGCAGCUUCCACGAGAGGGCAAAGAAGGCCAGGGCGUGGGCUUCAUCUCUUGCUUCCAUCUCUCCUGAAAAACCUUCUCCCACCAUAUCCUCCUCUCAAGGGUGAUUGAUAAGAUGAAACCCCUUUCAAGAUUUUUCUCUAUCUUGUUCCUGUCAGCUAGAAAAAAAAAAAGAGAGAUCAAAGCUGUAGUGUUCUGCAAAUCUUUCAGGGUAUGAUGAGUCGCAUAUGAAUAUCAAAAGGGCGUUGUCAAGGAAGAAAAUGAUGGUUUGCAUAUGUGGGUCCAAUAGGACCACUUCUUGUGUAGAUAAGCUUUGUGUUGGUCGUCGCCAUCUCAUUGACGAAGCAAAGAAUAUGUACAUUUUCACACUCCACACUGGCAGCCCAAUGUAUUUACCAAGUUGAUUUGAAUAUUCCUCUCUGUUUUCAUCUUAAAUUCCACCGAUUAUACGCCAAAAGAGUUAAAAAAAAAUUGCAAAUUGGUGUAUUCUUUUGAGAGAGAGAAAAAAAAUACAAACUUGAUCUUUUGAUAGACCAUGUCUCGGGAGAUUGAACGUUUUUUUAAAUCAAAACAGUUAUAUUAAGACAUGAGAGAGAGAGAGAGAGAGAGAGAGAUGGAUCUAGGAGAGUGGGAAUUACUCUCAAGGAGCAACUACAAUAUCAUUGAUCAUCUUGAUGAUGAUGGUGUGAUGAUCAGAAACCCAAAUCCAAACCACGAAAGGCACCUCGACAUGGAUCACUUCAUUAUCUGCCCAUCUCAAGAUCCUACAAAACAGACCGAACACAACCCAGGAUCCCAAGUGGUCCCCACGCAGCUUCUUCAAGUUCCCAUUACAUGGGAACCCAUUUUCAGCCCGGAAGACACCGAUCACGAUAAGAUGACCAAACUCACCGACAAAGUCUCCGUCCUUCUCCCCGUCGAGAUCCAUCCGGGUCUUCUCCCUGACCCGGUUCCAUCUCCUCAUCGAGUAUCCUUCAAGAAAAUGAAGGGAAACGAAUCUGUCGACAUGAAAUUAAUUGACCCGGCAAAGGUCACUAGCCACCUGCCUGGGAUCGGGUCGGAGGGUGAAGACGGUGGCUUGGGGAGCAAGAAAGAUGAUUUGGAUAAAGGUCUGAACAAAGGGAAUGAUGGUGAGGAACUGAAUCUGUGGAAACUGGGUCUCACUGGGAUUGGGGCUAUUUGUUCGUUCGGCGUUGCGGCCGCUGCUGCUACAAUCUGCGCCGUCUUUUUCGGAAACAACAACAAGAACUGUCGGAACAAGAACCAGGUUCUUAGGCUCCAGAUUUACAGCGAUGAUGAUAAGGAGAGGGUGAAAGAGGCAACGGAUCCAAAGGAAUCAAUUUCUGUGAUGGUCUUUGAAUCUCAGCCGUCCAAGCUUUCCCAGUGAACGGUUCAGAUCAAGUAUCUCCCACCAACGACAUACCAAUCAUAUACUUGUACAUACAGACAAAACAGAACCAUUUAAAUAGAUUAUGUAAAUUACUGUCUUCAUCAAUAUACAGAUAAUACAUAAUUUACUUUACUGUACGGAAAUCCGUGAUUAUAUAUUUCAAAUUCAAACCGGUUCA
Molecule: messenger RNA, 1890 nt
Organism: Tarenaya hassleriana
Lineage: Eukaryota; Viridiplantae; Streptophyta; Magnoliopsida; Brassicales; Cleomaceae
Exons: 3
Coding region: 909-1709 (266 amino acids)
Source: RefSeq, a predicted model, not a curated record